CACUAGAGAGACUGGGGGAGGUAAUGUCCCGGCCUAUCACAGCACCGGACACUCACUAUGUGGCACUGUAGGAAGAGAAUGCGCAGCAGCAGGAGGAGGCGCUGUAACCGGAAGUCACCACUAAAGUGGCAGCACCACAGUCACUAGAGUAAAAUCCGGUACUAUUACAACUGUCCUUGCUGCCUGAAUCGGCAGCCAUUUUCCUGUGGUCUCCAGCAGAAGAAACCGGCAGCGAACGAAUGCAGCGCAGUGAGGAGUGAUUAAGCUGAGAGACGUUACAGAAAAGACUGUCCUGUACAGAUGCCAUCAUGGAAACGUUAAGAAUGUACAAGGGUGAAGAGCUGACUAAUAUUAAAGAAGAAGCUAUAGAGGGAGAAGAGGAGACGUAUGUGACAGGUGAUCAGCAGUGUAAGGAGGAGGAAAUCCCUACCGAUAUCAGCACAGAUUUGAAAAUAGAAGAUGACAUCAUCCCAGGAAAUUCUCCAGAAGAAAGCAGCAUUACUCCAAAUAUACAUUUAGUCCAUCACAGUGCGGAUACAUCACCUGAUCCCUCCGAUAAUGAGGAAUGUUCCGCUGAUGAAUCUGAUAUUGGUACAUAUAGAACAACCCGCAAAGUAUUUGCCUGUUCUGAAUGUGAUAAGCGUUUUCCAUGUAAUUCACUGAAAUUAAGGCAUCAGAUAACUCACUCAGAUGAGAGGCCGUUUCCAUGCACAGAGUGCAGGAAAUGUUUUAAACGGAAAGGACAGCUUGUUAUACAUCAGAGAACUCACACAGGGGAGAAGCCGUAUCCAUGUUCUGAAUGUAGGAAAUGUUUUAGAAAUAAAUCAGGUCUUAUUGAACAUCAGAGAACUCACACAGGGGUGAAGCAGUUUCCAUGUUCUGAAUGUGGGAAAUGUUUUACAUAUAAAUCAUGUCUUGUCAUACAUCAGAGAAUUCACACAGGUGAGAUGCCGUUUCCAUGUUCUGAUUGUGGGAAAUGUUUUAAACAUAAAUCAAGUCUUCUUAUACAUCAGAGAUCUCACACAGCUGAGAUGCCAUUUCCAUGCUCUGAGUGUGGGAAAGGUUUUGCAAACAAUUCAAGUCUUGUUGCACAUCAGAGAACUCACACAGGGGAGAAACCGUUUUCAUGUUCUGAGUGCGAGAAAUGUUUUGCAUUUAAAGCAGCGCUUGUUAAGCAUCAGAGAACUCACACGGGGGAGAAGCCAUUUUUAUGCUCCGAGUGUGGGAAAUAUUUUGCACAAAGAGGAGGUCUUCGUGUGCAUCGGAGAGCUCACACAGGGAAGCCGUAUCCAUGCUCUGAGUGUGGGAAAUGUUUUUCAAAUAAAUCAGAACUUGAUAGACAUCAGCUAAGCCACACAGUUGAGAAGCCGUUUCCGUGUUCUGAGUGUGGGAAAAGUUUUAUAGAUAAAUCAAACCUUAAGAGACAUCAGCUAAGCCACACAGGUGAGAGGCCGUUUCCAUGUUCAGAGUGUGGAAAAUGUUUUACACAUAAAUCGCGUCUUGUUAUACAUCAGAGAAGUCACACAGGUGAGAAGCCAUUUCCAUGUUCUGAGUGUGGGAAAUGUUUUAUACAUAAAUCACGCCUUGUUAUACAUCAGAGAAUUCACACAGGUGAGAGGCCAUAUUCAUGCUCAGAGUGCUUGAAAUGUUUUACACAAAGAUCACAUCUUGUUAUACAUCAGAGAAGUCACACAGGUGAGAAGCCAUUUCCAUGUUCUGAGUGUGGGAAAUGUUUUAAAAUGAAAUCGCAUCUUCAUCUGCAUCAAAGAUAUCACACGGGUGAGAAGCCAUUUUCAUGCUCUGAAUGUGGGAAAUGUUUUGCAAAUAAUUCAGCUCUUGUUGCACAUCAGAGAACUCACACAGGAGAGAAACCAUUUCCAUGUUCUGAGUGUGAGAGAUGUUUUGCACUGAAAGCAGAUCUUCUUAAACAUCAGAGAAUUCACACGGGUGAGAAGCCAUUUUUAUGCUCUGAGUGUGGGAAAUAUUUUGCACAAAAACUAGAUCUUCGUGUGCAUCAGAGAACUCACACAGGGGAGAAGCCGUAUCCAUGCUCUGAGUGUGGGAAAUGUUUUUCGAAGAAACCAAAACUUGAUAGACAUCAGUUAAGCCACAUUGGUGCGAAACAAUAUCCGUGUUCUGAGUGUGACAAAAGUUAUACACAUAAAUAUCAUCUUGUUAGACACCAGAAAAUCCACACACAAGACUAAUGCAAUACCCGAGAGAUGAGGUAAAAAGCACAAAAGUCGGCCUAAUUAUAUGAUAGACUGUGUCAUAUUGUUAUUACUGAGAUAUGGUUGUUUUGAUAGAAAAUCGAUUUUAUAUAUAUAUAUAUAUAUAU
This is a messenger RNA of Pseudophryne corroboree (corroboree frog), 2338 nucleotides long. Its product is annotated as oocyte zinc finger protein XlCOF6-like. Lineage: Eukaryota; Metazoa; Chordata; Amphibia; Anura; Myobatrachidae. Gene Ontology annotation, biological process: regulation of transcription by RNA polymerase II. Bases 309 to 2207 code for a protein of 632 amino acids. The transcript is spliced from 5 exons. Gene Ontology annotation, cellular component: nucleus. Gene Ontology annotation, molecular function: RNA polymerase II cis-regulatory region sequence-specific DNA binding; DNA-binding transcription factor activity, RNA polymerase II-specific. The record is from RefSeq and is a predicted model, not a curated record.